This is a messenger RNA of Polistes dominula (European paper wasp), 2203 nucleotides long. It is a transcript of the gene Ctl1, whose product is annotated as choline transporter-like protein 1. Gene Ontology annotation, biological process: transmembrane transport. The record is from RefSeq and is a predicted model, not a curated record. Gene Ontology annotation, molecular function: transmembrane transporter activity. Lineage: Eukaryota; Metazoa; Arthropoda; Insecta; Hymenoptera; Vespidae. Gene Ontology annotation, cellular component: membrane.
UUCAUUGUGUGUGUGUAACGUCAUAUAAACUUCACAUUAAGCGCUUCAAUUGUUACACACAGUGAUUUAGAAUUUAGAAUUUUAUUAUAAUUACAGAAUAAGAAAUGUCUUGUUGUGGUGAAAACGAUGAAGAGGAACAAAUACCACAACCAACUCGAGUCAGAGGAUGCACAGAUAUUUUCUGGAUGUGCCUUUUUAUAGCAUUUUGGUUUCUUAUGAUUUUAAUAGCAGCUUUCGCAUUGGUAUAUGGUAAUCCAUUACAUCUUAUUAAUGGAUACGAUAGCUUUGGAAAUACGUGUGGUACGAAAAAUAAUCAAAAAUUUGGAAGCAUGGAGCUUUUUGGGCAAGAUACUAGUGAAAAACCAUAUUUGUUUUUCCUUGAUGUGAAAAAUGUGUCACAGUCUUUAAAAAUUUGUGUGAAAAAAUGUCCAGAUAGAACUAUGAAGACCAUGGAUGAAGUAUGUCAAUUUUAUAAAGAAACAGGUUCUCAGUUAUGCCAUGAUAAACCAGGAAAUAAUUUUAGUGCUUGUAGUACCGGAGUUUAUAAGCACAAUAAGACAAAACCUUGUCUUGAAUUACCUGUUUACAAUAGUGUCCCGAUACUUAAUCGUUGUAUGCCAAAGGCUGUUCAAGAUGUAGGAGAAACAAUUAUUUCUAAUUUAUAUGGGCUCAUUAACUCAUGGGAUGUAAUUGAACAAGUAUUAGGUGAUUUAUAUAAAACUUGGAGAGAAAUCUUAGCGUUAUGCUUUUUGGCUUUUGUGCUGUCCCUUUUUAUGAUUGCUAUAUUUCAUUUACUGGCAAGUAUUGUAACUUGGAUAGUAAUGAUUCUUGUUAGUAUUGCAUCAGUAGGUGGAACAGGAUUAUUAUGGUGGACAUAUAUAGGAAUAAAAAGAACGUUAGAUAAAACUGAUCCAAAUCAACUUUUAGAAGAAUCAGUUAGAAAUGAAAGAGCUUUUUUAGUAUUUUCUAUAAUCGCAACAAUAAUAACUAUAAUAUUAUUGUUACUCGUUUGUGUUUUACGUAAACGUAUAAGCUUUAUGACAGCAUUGUUUAGAGAAAGUGCAAAAUGUUUAGGAGAACUACCCGGUUUAUUUUUUCAACCAUUAUUAACCUUUACUGCUUUAAUUUUAUUCUUUGCCUUUUGGGUUGUAGUCAUUUUAUGUCUUGCUACAGCUAAUUAUCCGGGAACAAAAUCAGUUCAAAUGUAUAAAAAUCAUAUAUUUAAUCCUCUAAAUUUAAGUUCUGUUGGAGAAAAAAGUAUCUUAUCACAAGAAGAAAGACUAAGUUUUUCUAUAGAUAAAUUUAAAACGUUUACAUUUGUUGAAUAUGUUGAUGCAACCUGGGUAAAAUAUAUGUGGUGGGUUUAUAUCAUAGGUUUGAUCUGGACAUCAGAAUUUAUAAUUGCUUGUCAAGAUAUGGUAAUAGCUGGUGCAGUUGCACAUUGGUAUUUCAGAGAUAAGGAUGCAAGUAUGUCACCGGUAUGUUCAGCUAUUGGAAAUUUGAUUAGUUAUCAUUUAGGGUCGGUUGCUUGUGGAUCAUUCUUAAUAACUCUUUUUAAAUUACCUCGUCUUAUUUUGACAUAUUUGCACAAGAAGUUUGAGAAAAAUAGAGAAACCUCUCCUUGUGCACAAUGCGGUUUAAAGUGUUGUAUUUGUUGUUUUUAUUGCUUAGAAAAGUUCAUUAGAUAUAUGAACCAUAAUGCAUAUACGGUUGUUGCCAUAGAAGGAACUAAUUUUUGCAAUGCUGCCAGAGUUGCUUUCAAAACAAUUGUUGAUAAUGCUCUACAAGUAGCUGUAAUUAACAGUAUAGGAGAUUUUAUAUUAUUCUUGGGAAAAUGUUUUGUCACGGCCGCUACAGGAAGUGUUGGAUUACUCUUCAUGAGACAGGAUCCACGAUUGCAUUUUUAUGCAGCACCAAUUUUUGUCACUUGUGUAUUUGCAUUUUUCAUUGCUCAUUGUAUUAUUUCUUUAUACGAGACUGUUAUAGAUACUCUGUUUUUGUGUGUAUGCGAAGAUAGAAAUUUAAGUGGAGAAAAUGGAAAAUGGCGUCAGUCUCCAUUAGCACAAAUUGGAUCAGAUGUUAAUACUAAUGGUCAACAAUCUCAUGAAUUAUCACCAAUGAAUGCCUAAAUUCACAUUUAAAUAGUAUUAAUUUAUAUUGAUAACUCUUCCAUAGCUUAUUUAAAUGUUACUUAGGUAUAAUU